AUGCUGGGUGCGGGCGGGCUGCUGCUGGCCCUGCCGCUGCUCUGCGGGGCGGCGGGGCUGGGGGCUCCCCGCCCGCUGCGCUUCUCCGGCCAAGUGCCCGAGAACAGCCCGGCGGGGACGAGAGUGCGGGGCCCCGCGGAGCCGCCCGCCCGCUGGGCGCUGCGAGGGGACGGCGCGCACCGCUUCGUGCAGCCGCGGCCGGGGGGCGAACGGGGGGCGCUGGAGGCGAGACGGCUGGACCGGGGGAUGCGGCCCACGUCGCGCCGCCUCCGGGUGUGGGCGCGGGACCGAGGCCGUCCGGGCGCGGCGAGGAGGCGGCGGGCGCGCUCGCUGUCCCCCGUCCCCCGGCGGUACGCGGCGCGGCUGCCCCCGGGGGCGCGGGUGGGAGACACCGUGUUCACGCUGCCGCGGGGCCGCGAGUCCGACGCGUGGUUCGAGCUGGCGGCACCCGGAGCUGCGCAGCUCGGCGUGGACCGCGCGUCGGGGCGGCUCUACCUGCGGCGGGAGCUGCCGGCCGGGGGCGGCGCCGAGGCGCUCGUCAAGGUGCAUCGCGGAGGGGGGACAGAUGAUGACUGGUACCUCUGCCACGUGACUCUUCUGGCCCCAGAAGAGGAGCUCCUGUCCUGGGCCAUGUACCCUUAUCCCUACCUGGCACGCGUUGAUCCGGAUGCACGGAAAGGGACUCUUGUCUACCAGCUUGCUGCACAAUACAGCAACAGCGAGAACACCAGUGCUUACACACUGAUUGCAGGUGGCGAAGAGCGAUUUCAGGUCGAUGUGGAUACUGGGAUCGUGAUGACCACGGGCUUACCUUUGGUAUGGAACAAGGAGUAUGUGGUCACAGUGCAAGCCUCGGAUGAGUAUGGCAACAAGAGCCCUUUGGCCUCCAUCUCUAUCCUGGUGGGCUCCCGACCUCCACAGUUCACUAACAUGUCCUACAGUGUGUUUGUUCCUGAAAACACUCCACCAGGAGAAAAAGUGGCAGUGGUUGAGGCUGUUUCCUUUCAGAGCCAGCCACUCUCCUACUCACUGCUGACAAACCCCAGUGGGCUGUUCACUGUGAGGCAGGAGAGUGGUGAGCUCUUGCUCACCCACCCUGUGGACUAUGAGGGCGAGCACCACCUUUACCACCUCCUCCUGAAAGCCGUGGAAACUGGGAGUGCACUGAGCAGUGUGACUGAGGUUAAGGUCCACAUCACAGAUGAAAAUGACUGUUCUCCUGAAUUCCAGAACUCCAUUUACAGCAGGGACAACAUUCCUGAAACCAUUCCUAUUGGCACAUCUCUCCUGCAAGUGCGUGCCACAGACUGCGACUCUGGCUCCAACUCAGAGAUCGUUUACUUCAUCCAGAGCACUGAUUUUUCCAUCACCCCCCACGGGGUCAUCAAUUCUAACCAGCGGCUGAACUUUGAGCGAGAGAAACAUAUGUAUGAGUUUGUGGUGAUCGCUGUCGAUAAAGGACACCCCCCUCGGACGGGAACCACGUCAGUGCGCAUUCGAAUGGCCAAUGUGAAUGAUGAGGCCCCUGUGUUCUCCCAGCCUGUUUACAGAACAUUCCUCUCAGAAGAUGCUGGUCCCAGUGCCUUAGUGGCUACUGUCCGGGCCAAGGACCCCGAUGGAGAUGGGGUGCUCUAUCUAAUUGCUGGAGGAAAUGAGGAGGGCAAUUUUGAACUGGAUAGUCAGAAAGGUAUCAUUAAGCUCCGCAGAAGCCCUGCGCCCAAUCUGAAAGGGCCUCAAUACAUCCUAAACAUCACUGCAAUAGAUGACAAUGUCUCCGGUGGACCCACUCCUCUCAGCAGUUUUGCUGAGGUUAUUGUAGGAGUUAAUGACAUUAAUAACAACAAGCCUGUCUUCAGAGAGUGCACUUACUACAGUGACAGCACCUGGGUUCUGGAGAACCAGCCUCCGGGCACGUACGUGCUGCAGGUAGAAGCCUAUGAUGCAGACCUUGGUGUUAAUGGAGAGGUGAAGUAUGGGCUCAUGCACCGUGAUGGAGCUUCCUUGGGCUUCAGCAUCGAUUCGGACACCGGGGUCAUCACCACCACGCGGAGCUUUGACCGUGAGGAGCAGAGGGAGCACACCCUGUCUGUCACCGCGACAGACCAAGCACAGGAGCCGCUGAUGGGCGUCUGUCAGAUCACCAUCCUGAUUGCUGAUGUCAAUGACAACGAUCCCAAGUUUGAGAACAGUCGCUACCAACAUUUCCUCAGUGAAGACACUCCUGUAGGGAUGAGUUUCCUUCGUGUCACAGCUCAUGACAGUGACCAAGGUGUGAACGCUGCCAUCACGUAUUCCAUGUUAGCACAUCAGGUUCAGUACUUCCAGAUCCAUCCCAGCACGGGUUGGGUGUACGUGAACCACAGGAUCCCCCAGACAGCACGCAUUAGUCACUAUAUUGUAGCAACGGAUGGGGGCAACAGGAGCAGCACAGUGGAGCUGACCGUAACCAUCACCAGUGCAUUCAGCCAGCCACCCUGCUGGGAGCAGCGCAGAUACUGGGUAACGAUCCCUGAAAACACCAUCCGUGACACCAAGAUAGUGACCAUCAAAGCCACGUCCCCUCUUGGAGAUCCCAGGGUUACAUAUAACCUGGAAGAGGGUCAAAUUCCAGAGACAAACUUGCCAAUUCGUUUCUACCUGAGGCCAAAUAGAGCUGAUGGAUCUGCUUCUCUUCUUGUUGCUGAGCCACUUGACUUUGAGACAACCAAAUUCUUCAGGCUGACAGUCCGGGCACAGAAUGUGGCAAUGACUCCUCUAGCUUCCUUUACCGUUGUUUAUGUUAAUGUAACAGAUGUCAACGAUAAUGUUCCAUUCUUUGUGUCUUCCAACUAUGAGGUGUCUGUGCCAGAAGGAGCUGAUGUUGGCACAUCAGUGGUUCAGGUUUUAGCAACAGACUUGGAUUCAGGUCUUCAUGGACAGGUUCGCUACUUUAUAUUGAAAGAUGCUAGUGAGGACUACCAGUUCUUCAGCAUUGAGCCUGACACAGGAAUUAUUUCCACUCGUGCAUCUUUUGACCGAGAGAAAAGAGCCUCCUAUUUGAUUGAAGUUCAAUCUCAGGACUCUUCAGAAUCUGCCAGGCCUGGUGUCCGUGGGCAGCCCAACACAGACACGGCCUAUGUGAGGAUUUUUGUUAGUGAUGUGAAUGACAAUGCCCCAGCAUUUCCUCAGCCGGUGUAUGAGGUCAGCAUAGAUGAAGACAGGGAUGUUGGAAGUCCUGUUGUGACAGCAACGGCAGAUGAUCAAGAUGAGGGUGCAAAUGCCAGACUUAGGUAUCAGAUCACAUCAGGAAACACAAAAGGAAUUUUUGAUGUGGAACCUGAGGCUGGUACUGUCUUCAUCGUUCAGUCUCUGGAUUAUGAAGAAGAACAACGUUAUGAGCUUCGGCUUGUAGCAUCUGAUGGAAAAUGGGAAAAUCACACUCUUAUCAUCAUCAAUGUGGUCAAUAAGAAUGAUGAAGCACCAGUGUUCACUCAGGAUGAAUACCAGGGCAGUGUCCUGGAGGAGCUCACAGAUCUGCCUGUGCUUGUUCUAAAGGUUUCUGCAGCAGACCCCGACCAAGAGGCAGAUCAAAAUGCUAUUAGCUACUCCCUGCAUGGGCAGGGAGCUGGGAGUGAAUUCAGCAUCAAUGAGAACACAGGUGAGAUCAGUGCAAACAGAAGAUUGGACCGUGAAAAACAAUCAACGUGGCGUUUUCUUGUUCUUGCAACAGAUGAGAACGGAGAGGGACUGACUGGCUUUGCAGAUGUGAUCAUAGAAGUGAAGGACACGAAUGACAAUGCACCCCUUUUUCUCUGCAUGUCGGAUGAUUGUUUCAUGGGUUAUGUCCCUGAGGAUUCCCCAGCAGACACAGCUGUCAUGGAGAUGACUGCAAUGGACCUUGAUGACCCAAAGGCCAGCACGAAUGCUGUGCUAACAUACCAAAUCAUUCAGAAUGUCCAAAAUGAAAUCAACCUGAACUUGUUUUCAGUUAACCCAGUUAGUGGCACCAUCUAUACCAUGCUUGGGUCCCUGGAUCGGGAGAAGGAAGACAAGUACCUCUUAGUGGUUGAGGCCAGAGAUGGAGGAGGACUCACUGGGACUGGCACUGCUACUAUUCUGGUGACUGAUGUAAAUGAUCAUGCUCCGGUCUUCCUGCAAAGGAUCUACACAGCAUUUGUCUCUGAGAAUGCAAGUAUUAGCACUGAGGUUGCGGUGCUGUCUGCUAUGGACAGAGAUGAGGGAGAAAAUGCCAUGGUGACAUUUAGCAUUGUUGAUGGUGACAAUGACCACAAGUUCUUCAUAGAGACAGAUGAAGUCAACAACUGUGGGUUUAUACGUCUACGAAAGCAGAUUGAUUUUGAGAAACCUCAUGAGAGGGUGUUUAAUUUGACUGUGAAAGCUGAGGACUUGGAUUUCUUCAGCAUUGCUCAUUGUGUGAUCUAUGUGGAGGAUGCCAAUGACCAUGCUCCUGUCUUCUACCCCCAGUUCUAUGAAGUGGCAUCUCUGGCAGAAGAUGUGCCUCUAGGCACCAAGGUUGUUCAAGUUUCUGCUGUUGACUUGGAUUCUGGCCUGAAUGGAAGGUUCUCUUUCCACCUGCUGAACAAGUCUGAUCCAGGUGGCCAGUUCUCUGUGGCUAGUGAUGGUUGGGUGAUAGUUGCAGGAGUGCUGGAUCACGAGACAGUGACACAAUACCAGCUCAUUGUUGUUGCCACCGAUAUGGGACACCCCCCUCUGUCUUGCAGUGCCACAGUUCUAGUGACUCUGCAGGAUGUAAAUGACAAUGGGCCAGAGUUUGAGGCUCAUUAUAACCCAGUGGUCUGGGAGAACACAGCUUCUCCACAGUCUGUCCAAAUGAACGAGACUUCUACUUUGCUGUAUGCAAAGGAUCGUGACACUGCAGUUAAUGGAGCGCCUUUCUCCUUUCACUUACUCAGCAAUUUCGAUAGUCUUGGUAACUUCCACUUGCAGGAUCUCCAUAACGGCAGUGCCUUGCUUACUGCAGUGCAUACCUUUGACAGGGAAGUGCACAAGGUCUUCCACUUGCCCAUUCUGAUCACAGACAGUGGGAUUCCACCCAUGAGCUCCACCAACACAUUAACUGUGAAUAUUGGGGACCAAAAUGACCACCCGCAUUCUGCUGGCUACAUGGAAUGUCUCAUUUACAGCUAUGAUGGUAUCCUGCCCACGACUGUCCUGGGUCAAGUCCUUGCCCCUGAUGAGGAUGAUUGGGAUAGUAAAAUUUACCAAUUUGAAGGAAAAACAUCAAGGUACUUUAUCCUUAAUGAUAACUCAGGUUUGCUAACUAUUAAAGAAGGAACCCCACCAGGAACAUACAACAUAAGGGUUAGAGUCAUCGACGGUGUUUGGCCAGAUGUUGUCUCAACUGUAAAGAUUAUAGUGAAGGAAAUCAAAGAUGAUGCCCUCCAUAAUGCUGGUUCUUUACAAAUCAAAGAUAUCACCCCAGAGGAGUUCGUAUCCCAAUUCCCUGAAAAAGAGAGUAAAUACAACCAGUUGAAGAAGCUGCUCUCAGAAAUCAUAUCAGUCCAACUUGAAAAUGUCCACAUUUUCAGUGUACUAAAGUCAAGUCAAACACAAGGGGUUGAUGUUUGGUUUGCAGUUUAUGGCCCACCCUAUUAUAAAGCAGAAAAACUUAAUGGCAAUGUAGCGGCCUCCAGAGCAUGGCUGGAAAACAUCUUGGAUAUAAAUAUCACCCAGACUGGCAUUGAUGAAUGUGUGACCGCUAACUGCACUCAUAGCAGCGGAUGCAUCAGCAAGCAUGAGCACAGUCAUGUGCCAACGAUAACCACAGCUGGAAGCAUUUCACUGGUAUCUGUGACGGUCCUGAGCACUGCCCUGUGUAGCUGUGCGGCUCGGGAGAGUCCUCGUCUCUCCUGUUCCUCAAACCCAUGUCUGAAUGGUGGCACCUGUGUGGAUACUGAUUUGGGCUACAGAUGCAGGUGUUCUGCUAAUUUCCAUGGACCAGACUGCCAGCAGACAAAACACAGCUUCAAGGGCCAUGGCUAUGCCUGGUUUCCUCCUCUUAAGCCUUGCUUUGAGAGUCGCAUCUCCUUAGAGUUCAUCACUGAAGUCGCGGAUGGCCUUCUGUUGUACCAGGGACCAGUAGCACGAGGGCAGCCUGGACAGCUGGAAGAUUUCAUUGCGUUGGAGCUGUCUGGUGGUGUCCCAACACUGACUGUGAGCCAUAGCUCUGGUGAACUUUACCUCCAACUGUCCAAAAAAGUUAAUGUUGCAGAUCGCCGCUGGCACAAUAUAAAAAUUAAAAGUGAUGGAAAGAAAGUGAAGCUGGUUCUUGACCACUGCAUAAAUGGCUCAGCUAGAGACAGUGAUGGUGUUGUUAAGAAGAUCUCUCAAGUGGAUCUGUCCUCCUGUGAAGCCUCUGAAGAGACUAUGGGGACGUGGAGCAUGAGCAGGAUCUUCAGUGGUCACCAGCCCCUACAGCUGGGUGGAGUGAAGAAGAUUUUGCCUCAUCAUGACUCACAAAGGCGCUUCAGAGGGUUUGUUGGCUGCAUACGCAAUGUCAUUGUUGACACUAAGGUUUAUGACUUGGAACGCCCUGCAGAGUCCCUGAACAGCUCUCCAGGAUGCAUCCUCACAGAUGAAAUGUGUCAGAGUACUGGGAUGGUCUCCUGUGGUGUCCAUGGUCGGUGUGUUGGUGACUGGAACUUCUUUCACUGUGACUGUACCCCAGGAUAUGCUGGACCCACGUGUGACAAAGUUCUUCCAGAAUGGGCUUUUGGAAGGGACAGCUGGAUCCAUUAUGAGCCAAGGAAUACCCUCAGCACGCUCAGCACUCGGAUCCAGCUGAUGGUGCGCACCCGCAUCUCACGCAGCACGCUGCUCAGCUUGGCUUCUGCAGAUGGGAGCAGCUUCAUCCGGCUGGAGGUGGAUGAGGGCUACUUUUGUGUUAACUUCAGCUUGGGGGACAAAAGUCACACUCUGAGAAUGAAGACGUUACGUAUAAAUAAUGGCCAGUGGGUCCUGCUGGCCAUGGAGCGCUACAACAAUGAGUUUACUCUGCGCGUCAACAGUGGUGGUGGGGAUCAGGAAGUGACAUCUGUCUUGGGCACAGAUAGGUGGUUUGAGAUGGACUGGGCAAGUGUUGUGCUAGGAAACCGCCUUCCCAGUCAUCCAGAGAGCGAUUUCCAAGGUUGUUUGCGUGAUGUCCAGCUCAAUGGCCAGCCUCUACUUGUGGAAGGCAGGAGCACAGAGUUUGGCUUCGUUCUGAGGCGGCAGGGUGUCACGAUGGGAUGCCAUUCUGGUGCCUGCAGCAGCCAUCCCUGUUACAGCCCUUUCCUUUGUGUUGAUCUCUGGAGAAAAUAUGAAUGCCGGUGUCCAGCUGGGAAAGUGGAAGUGACUGACAAUCUUACAGGGCUCAGACACUGUACCUCAUCACCUUGUGGACACUGGACCUGUAGGAAUGGGGGUACCUGUGUGGCUCAAUCCCAAGACAAGACUAUCUGUCAGUGCCCUGAAGGCUACAAGGGAAGAUGGUGUGAAAUUAGCCAGGUGAAGGCUGGAAGACCUGUUGGACUCAGCUCUGGCUCUAUUUUGGCAAUCAGCAUGUGUCUCCUUGUCUUUCUAGCUCUCUUAGUUUCCUAUACAGUGUGGAGUCAGUGGGGAAGUUCAGGGUUUCGGAAAGGAGGAAUUUACCACAUUCCUGAAGAGCGUGAAAGCUGGGAGGAUGUUAGAGAAAAUGUCUUCAAUUAUAAUGAAGAAGGGGGUGGAGAACAUGACCAGAAUGCUUACAAUGUAGAUGAACUGAAGAAACCUCUCCGUAACAUUCCCCACUUCUCCUUGAGGGCAGCGUUUCCAUAUUCCAGGACACCCACCAGACCAAAAAGAGUCUCAGUCCCAAACCGUGCACAGCAAAAACAAUCAACAUCAGCUGUUAGUGGUGUUCCAGACUUGAAGGAAUAUUUUUCUCAAAUCAUCCGGGAUGCAGACAAUGAUCUACAGAACCUUCCAGCUGACACUAUUCAUUUCUACUGCUUGGAAGGAGAAUGCCCUCUAGCAGCGAGCCUUAGCUCCUUAAACUCCUUUAGUGGUGAUGAAGAUCUAAACUAUGACUGCCUCCAAGAGUGGGGGUCCAAGUUUGACAAGCUCAAAGAACUCUGUGAGCCCUCACAUGAACAUUUGUAACUGGAUUGGAAGGAACUCGAGAUGUUGGUGGGACAGAUGGAUGCUACUUUUAAAACAUGCCCUUUUUUAUACAUAAAUACACCGAGUAAUUUACUUGAUACAUGUUUUUAGUUAUAAUAGUAUGAAACACGUUUCCCAGGAAAAUAGUCUUUUUGAUAUGUACUGUAUAAAUUGUUAUUUAAUGGUAGAAGCUAUAAGGCUUUUAGCUUUCUUCAAAGCUUUGGAAUGCAGGAUUUGAGUACUAGAGAAUUAUAAUAUCCCUUUUUGUUUGUGUGGAGAGCUACUAGAAUCAUCCUGAAUGAAAGAACUUUACUUUCUCCCUGAUGUGACUUUUACCGGGGGGUAGCAACGUGUAGGGCCCUCUUGUUUUCAGCUGCAUUCAUUUCAGAUGUUGAAAUAAGGGUUAUAAAAGUUAAAUAUAAAACACUGUAAAUGCCUGUGGUUCUCGUCAGCUUUUCUUUUCACAGAAUGACCCGGGUUGAAAGGGACCUCAAGGAUCACGUAGUUCCAACCCCUCUCGGUGCUUUUAAGCAGCACCGAGGCCUGU
Messenger RNA from Coturnix japonica (Japanese quail), 8686 nucleotides. Its product is annotated as neural-cadherin-like. Gene Ontology annotation, cellular component: catenin complex; plasma membrane. Lineage: Eukaryota; Metazoa; Chordata; Aves; Galliformes; Phasianidae. Gene Ontology annotation, biological process: multicellular organism development; homophilic cell-cell adhesion; cell migration. Gene Ontology annotation, molecular function: cadherin binding; calcium ion binding; beta-catenin binding. The record is from RefSeq and is a predicted model, not a curated record.